This is a messenger RNA of Mizuhopecten yessoensis (Yesso scallop), 2713 nucleotides long. RefSeq lists its product as uncharacterized. The coding region runs from base 384 to 1742 and encodes 452 amino acids. Gene Ontology annotation, molecular function: pyridoxal phosphate binding; transaminase activity. Gene Ontology annotation, biological process: polysaccharide biosynthetic process. Lineage: Eukaryota; Metazoa; Mollusca; Bivalvia; Pectinida; Pectinidae. The transcript is spliced from 6 exons. The record is from RefSeq and is a predicted model, not a curated record.
AAGGAUGCCGGUUGCGUCUUAAAUGAGGAAUGGUCAGAGACAUUAUAAGUGAUAUACCAGUAAAUGUAAGCGAGGUGUAAUCGUUUUCCACACUGUUGGAGAACAAAGAAAAGAGUUGAUGGAAGAAGACAAUUUCGGUGCAUAUUCAAUCGGCUUACCUAUGAUAACACACCUGUCGCCGAGUUAUGCAUGAUUGUCUAACUGUGGUAUAUUUAGAUAGCAGCUAACUUAUAUCAGAAGUUUCAGGAAAAAACCCAGCUCCGAAAUGAUUGAAAAUCAUCAAGAUAGAAUUUGAAACAUCACCCUCUAGAAUUUGAAGAUGGACUGAGCACAGUUUGUGAAGAUGUGACGCAUAGACGAGACGGCAUAGAAAAUCAGUUACGAUGCCAGUCUUACCAUACACUUGUGUCUAUAUUGACGCAGACUGGCGUGACCUGCUUUUCAGUGCCUCACAAUGUAUCAACCGUACAGCAAACAGGGAGCCAAUAGUAAAGGAGCUACAGGCAAUGUGGUCAAAUCCAACCAAUCAGAACUCGGUGUUGCCCUGCCUCUCUGUCAGAUCUGGCCUUGACCUAUACCUGAAGGUCAAGGACUAUCCUCCAGGUUCAGAGGUCAUCAUGUCUGCUAUCAACAUUCCAGACAUGGUGUAUAUUGUCAAACACCACAAGCUCAAGGUUGUCCCCUUUGAUGUGAGUAUAGAAACAACUGGGCCUAAAGUUGAACUCCUCGAAUCUCUGAUCACCGACAAAACUGUUGCCAUCCUCAUCGCUCACAUCUACGGCAAAUGGUGCGACAUUGAAGCUAUUAUCGACAUCGCUCAACGGAAAAACAUUUAUGUCAUCGAGGAUUGUGCUGAGUGUUUUUGCGGUUUUGAGAGGACUGGAAACCCUAGAAGUGAUCUUGCACUUUUCAGUUUUGGCGUCAUCAAAUAUUCAACAGCGUUUGGAGGUGCUAUUGCAAAAAUCAAAGAUCAGAAAUUAUAUGCACAGAUGAGAGAAACUUAUUUGAAAUAUCCUAUACAGAAACAUUCUGAAUAUCUGAAAAAAAUUCUGAAAUAUUCUGGGGUCUAUAUUCUCCUAGAUUGUCCGUCGAUCAUCAAACCAUUAAUGGUAUUGACAAGAACCUUAAGCAUUGACCACAAAAAGGUUGUGAUCAAACUUCUCCGGGGUUUCCCCGAUCGGAUGAUAGAAAGAAUACGAGCACAACCAUCAAACGCCCUACUUGCCACAAUGAAACGGAGGCUGGAUAAUUUUGAUCAGACAGACUUCAACGCCUCACAAGUAAAGGCAGAGUAUGUGAAAGAGAGGCUACCAGAGGAAGUCACGAUGGUGGGGAUGCAGGCAGAAGUCAAUAACUACUGGCUUUUCCCAAUAUUGAUGGAUAAUCCCGACACAGUUGUUAAAAUACUGAAUGCCAUGGGGAUAGAUGCUUACCGUGGAGCUACGCAGCUAAAUCUCAUCGAACCAGAAAACUGUAGUGUCGAGCUUCACAAUCAACACGCUACAUCUGCCAGCAGCUUCGACGACAUGCACAAAGACGGGAACCAGAACUAUCCCUAUGAGGCCUUGAACAGAAGCUAUCCUCAUGAGGCGCGCUACCUCAUCAAUCACGUUGUCUACCUGCCUGUGAACAAGUCCGUCCCAUUCCACGUCCUCGAUCAAAUCUGCAAAUGUGUACAGCUGGCUAUUCGCCUCAGCAAAAAUGGACGCUCGCCUGAUGUCCGUCUUCACGCAAAGUUAUAAUGAUUGUGUGAUGUUAGCAAAAUGUUAUUGUAUUUAGAUGUGAAAAUGAACUUAAAUGCACACACUCAUAUGGUGUAGGAGUUUGAUAACUAAAUCAUAUUUCUAACUAAAUUUGUUUUUAUUCAAAUUUUUAAAUUCUAGAAACAAGUCACUGAUUUGAAGUUUAAUAGGUUAUGCUAUCAUAGAAAAGAGGUUUCAAAAAUAUUUUUGAUAUUUUUUGUAAGAUUUUUUAAGGCAUUUCUUCCCACCAGCUAUAUCUAAAAACGUUUUUACAAAUUCUUCAACAUUAUAUUAAAGGUAUCAGUUUUAUUUGGUGAGAAAAGAAGUACAUGAAGGAUGCUAUCAGGCUGAUUAAAUUUUCAUUUUUUAAAACGUCAAAACAUGCCAAAAUCAUAUUGCUGAAAAUUGUAACAGAAUGCUAUCUAUAUGGUUAAAUUAAUUAGUCCCCAAUUUGUACGGGCUAUAAAUUAUGGCUUACACCCCCAUCUGUAGUCAGUCAAGGUGUCACACUACAUAGUAUGGUAUGGGGCAUAUCUCAUGUACUCUUACACAAUUGCCAAAUGUUGCAAAUGGGUAUACAAAUCUCUAUGGAAGCUGUAGUGUCACAUACUUAAAUCAGGUUUCAUGCCAAGAGUUAUGGUUCUUUGUAUAAUUUAGAUGACAAUAUUUGUCUUGAGGUUAAGGACUAUUUGAAUUAUUUGUAUUAUUUUACCUUGAAUAUGACAUGAUAUAAGGCAUUGGUGAUUCCAAUUGUGUUAUUUUAAUCAGGACAUUCCAUCCAAUAUUUAAGAUCUAGAUUUAGUAUAUAUGUUUUUAUUUACAUUUUAUAUACAAUUGUUUUACUUAAAACUUUUAAUUGGUGUUGGCAAUGUUUGUAUUUUUUCAAGAUUAUUAAUAUGUUACUCAGAAAACCAUUAUAAAUGGAAAUGUUUUAUAUAUAAUAACUUAGUUUUUAAAAUCAAUGUUGUUGA